AUGUUCCGGUUCGUGAUCUGCCCGGAUCUCGAUUCCGGGAGCGCGCCGAUUCGCAGGACGGAGGCCAUGUCAAGCACCAAGGAUGAUGUUAAGCCUCUGCAUCCCCGAAAAGUUUCGGGGGUGGCCACCGGCACUCCGGAUUCUAUAUCUAGAAGGCGGACCAGACCCAAGCUUGACUCAGGCCUCUUGACUCGCUGCAGUGCACCGUUCCGGCAGCAACGACGGCUAGAACUGGGCCAGGCAAAGUUCAUGAGCUGGCUGAAGCAGACAGCCGAGAAGCUGACGACGCGAAAGAAUGAGCCUGAGACACAAGCAAGCAACGCUCCCGUUGUUGCACCGCAGCAGUCGCGCCGCGAAAAGAAAAAGGCCGCAAUCGACCCGUGUGCGGGCGCAGCAUCCGACAAGUUCGUCGAUUGGACCCAGCUCGAGGUGUCUGCCCACCGCAUCGCCGACAACGCGAACCCCGAAGACGUGCCCGAUUCCGCCAUCAACAUCCUCCACGACGUCGUCAAUCUGCGGAAGAAGAGUUUCCGUUUCUUUACCAGCGCCGCCAACCACUCCAAGGACGAGAAACUCGAGCAGAGCAAUGCCAACCACGCCCAACCCGUCAACGUCCUCGAGCGGGUCCUGGCCAGACUGAAAAUUCUCGUCAAGCGUGGGAAAACCAGGGAGCGCACGGAUGAGCCAAAGGACGGGUCCCGCGUCACUACGGCCGACUUGAGAAAUCUGUUCGCCUAUCUCGAGGUUGAAACCGCCCCGGACGCCGCUGACGACACCCCCGACCGAGAACUCGAAACAGACCUCCCGCCGGACGACGACGCCAAGGCACACCAGAAAGCUGGGAGAAGGAAGGGAGGAAAGAAGACAGUCAAACCCAAGAAGCCCCAAAGACGAGCCGAAAGAGCAGUUGCCAAGACUAGCGGCGGCAUACCUUGGAUAGACAAGUUCCGCUUUGGGUUGCCCGGCGAGGAUGAUGACGAGGAGGACGAGCUCGAUCUCUACAUGAUGGUCCAUUGCUUCUUCGAGGACUUCAACACCAUCCGGAACCAUGUGGCUGAGCUCUGGCGCGAUUAUUGGUACGACCGGCCCGUGCCGCUGGUCACGCUAGCAGUCGUUACCAACGCCUUCAAGCUCUUCCACCAGCUCGGGUACGAUAUUGCCAAGGAGCUGAGGCCCAACAGCCCGAGCUUGGCACGGUACGACUUCAUGAUGAGCGUGCUCUUUUACCACUAUGGCAUCGAUCAUAUCGACUACGACUCCUACGACCAAUCUGACAAAAAAGAGGCAGAUGAGCGGAUCUGGGAGGACGAGGCCGAUUGGCUGGCCCUCCCGUCUUACUUUGAACUGGAGCAUGUGCUGAUGAUGAUCAUCCAGGGAAAGACGCCCAUGCUCGCCCCGUCCCAGCGCAAGCCUACUACUAAGACGUUCCAGUCCAGUGCAACCAACCAGAUUGUCCUCGAAAGUGCUCACCUGAAGGUCUUGAGGCACAACCGGCAGGAGUCGCCCGUGUUGCCCUCCGAAUGCCACCUCUUGUCGGAUUUUCAGGCGUUCCUAAGGAGGAAGGAUCAUGACUCGGCCCUAAUCUUUUCUCUCCACCUCUGGGUGGCCACUGCCGGCAAGCUCAAACAAGCCUUGGAGAACCACAAUCGCAGCAAAUAUUGCAAGGAUUACGACUUCAAGCGAAUCUGGCUCGGCCGCCUCUGGGAGGCCAAGCACUUCAUGGCUGAAAACUUCAUGUGGGAGGAUAAGAAAGCUCGCUUCCGCCAGCACGAGCCUGUCUGCGCCGGGCUGCUCGACCUCCGCGCACGUCUCGUCUACAGCGAACUGUAUGUCGAUACAUGCGCCGAAGACUGCCGGUUCAGGCGCGGGUUGCAGCCCUCGCAGGGAUCAGUUGCCAUCAUCCACAAUUUUGCCGCCUCAACCGGCGAUGAGACUGUCAAAGAAAAGAGGGCAGAGGGGAUGGACAGCGAUAAGAAGUCCAUCCCAAAGAUUGCCCUCAGGGCACAACUCUCGCAGAUCAAACACAGCGAGCGAGGGGUUGACAGACUACGUGCCCUCAUGGAUCCCUCCGAGAGUGACGCUCAAGACGGUCACGGUAAUGGUGAUGUGACUCUUGUCAAGCGUGAGAAUGGCUUGACGAAAACCAGGAAGACUGAAUUGGAGAAGGAGCGCAAGGCAAAGCUCUCCCAGUUCUCGCCCAUCGACAUGCUCCAGAUGCUGGACAAGACGUUUCGACUGUUUGACGAGUCAGCCUUCCUGCUUGCAUUGGUUGUCGGGGCCUUCGGUGACAGGAUGUGGGAUCGCCUUGGUCCCCCCCCAUGUUGCUUACAGUUCCUCGAUUGCUUACCCAGUGUCCUGGGUCAGGACUUGGCCUCCUCGGGUCUCGGGAAAGCAGACCGAGAUCAUCCAGGAAGUUGUCGAGGGCUGCAGGAGCUUCAGCCAAAGAAGGGAAGGGUCCGUUCCGUCCCUUGA
Messenger RNA from Parathielavia appendiculata, 2472 nucleotides. RefSeq lists its product as uncharacterized. Lineage: Eukaryota; Fungi; Ascomycota; Sordariomycetes; Sordariales; Chaetomiaceae. The coding region runs from base 1 to 2472 and encodes 823 amino acids. The record is from RefSeq and is a predicted model, not a curated record. The transcript has 8 exons.